This is a messenger RNA of Vombatus ursinus (common wombat), 5571 nucleotides long. RefSeq names its product chromosome unknown C1orf21 homolog (gene CUNH1orf21). Lineage: Eukaryota; Metazoa; Chordata; Mammalia; Diprotodontia; Vombatidae. The transcript has 8 exons. Bases 449 to 814 code for a protein of 121 amino acids. The record is from RefSeq and is a predicted model, not a curated record.
UCAGAAAAUCUGUCUUCGAUUCGGGCUUUGCUGCUUACCAGCCAUGGGAUCUCGGGCAAGUUACUCAAUUACUCUGAGCUUCAGUUCCCCUUUCCUAACACACCGUCACCAAAAGCAAAACACACCCCUUCAAAAUCUUAUGUGGAAGAAUUUUGUGAACACCCAUCAGUGACACUCUAGUGAACUGAGAACUGAGUGACCUGAAGGACUGAUCUGAACUGGAAAACGAAGAAAUAGAAGAAUCACAUCAGAUGGGCUAGAGGGAGUACUCAAAUUGAUGAGAUCACAGCUCCAUCCAAGCAUUGAGGUAGAAGCCUCUUGGCCAACUGAGCUGGAAGGUGGAUUUUUUUUCUUUUUUUUUUUCUUUUUUCAAAAAAACGAAAGUAUGUGCCCGUGUCUGUAGAGAUGAUUUGUAGUUCAGCGAGGCUGGAGCUGACCGAAUGAGACUAUGGGCUGUGCCUCUGCCAAGCAUGUUGCCACUGUUCAGAAUGAAGAGGAAGCCCAGAAGGGGAAAAACUACCAGAAUGGAGAUGUGUUUGCUGAUGAGUAUAGGAUCAAACCUGUGGAAGAGGUCAAAUACAUGAAAAAUGGGGCAGAAGAUGAACAGAAAAUAGCAACCAGGAACCAAGAAAACUUGGAAAAAAGUGCCAGUUCAAAUGUAAGACUUAAGCCUAAUAAAGAGGUUCCAGGAUUGGUACAUCAACCUAGAGCAAACAUGCACAUCUCUGAAAGCCAACAAGAAUUCUUCAGAAUGCUGGAUGAAAAAAUUGAAAAGGGUCGUGAUUACUGUUCAGAAGAAGAAGAUAUCACAUAGUGCCAAUUCUACCAGUCAAAACAGGAAUUACUACUGUGUAAAUAGAUUACAACCCAGUUGAGAUCUUUGGGAAGGUCGUCUACAACACACACACAAAAACAGCACUACAUAAUAAAAGAAGAUCGUCUCCAUAUUGUAUGCCCCAUUCACUUACAAUGUUUCUUAAUGAACUUGCAAAGGAAUAUUGCUAAGAACUGUUCUAAAACUUUGUUGCUGCUAGUUAAAACUUGUUGCAACUUUUCACUCCUCUUGUGUCCAGGUAUGCAGCAAAAUUCUAAAAUUUCACCUUACAGACACGGUUGUUCUUACAGAUGCUGCCCAGCUGAUUUUCUAUCAGAUGAAAUAGUGAUGAACUCAAAUACCAAACUUCCAUUUCUAGAAUGUUCCAGCUUCUCUGAUACCUUUUCCCCUCCCCUCCUCUCUUUAAAGCUAUUUGCCAGUCCAGAGAUGGACCAGAAUAUUGCUUCUUUCUGGCGAUUUUGAGCUUGGGAGAUGGGGAUGGUUGCUAUGGCAAGCCUUGUUUCUCCGCUAAGAAGAAAUGGAGAAGCUACUAUCUAUUAAAAGCAUGUUGUCCCACGAAUACUGGAAGUGAUGCCGGAGCAGCAGUUUGCCUCACGUACUAGGUAUCUUAAUCAAGGACUAAGCUUGCAGUUUUGGCUUUGCUCAGAUGCAAAUGGAAGUGUGAUCACAAUCAUUUUGAAUCCCUUUUUUUUUUUUUCCUAAGGAAAUAAACAUUUUACUGUUUUUAUGUAUCUUUGUCUUCUACCAUUCAUCCAGCCCAGUUUUUGUUUUUGUUUUUGUUUUUUUACAAGUAUCUCGCGGGUAGGCAAGUUAAGCACUUUUGUUGCAAGAUGGAUGUUAGGCUAAAUUGCCUCCCUGCCCUUCCCAUUUAUCCUUUCCCAGGUAUUACCAGGGCGAAUGAGAGGAGGCAUAUAUCCCCCUCCUUUUUAGCAUCACACUUUUAUUUUUUGCCACCAAAUAAAGCAUCCCACUUCCUUAUUUCUCCCCCUUACAACAGGUACAGGAACCUUUUCCCUUCUUAUUUUCCUCUCUUUAAGGACUAGUUUGUGUAUCUACAAGGUUUUGACCUUCUGGGAAAAAAAUGCUCACAUUAAAUUGGUCACAGUUGUUGGAAACGGCAAUAGCCAGAAGUACCUGGACAGCGAUGGGGAAUGUUGACUGUGUGUUCUGUAGAGUUUAUUUUUCCAUAUUAUACAAAGAGGAUGAUCUCUUCUCAAAGACAGAGGUAAUAUUUUUAACAAAUAUUGUCACAAGUAAAUAGUAACCAUAAGGGGGAAAAAACUUUUGUAUUUUUUUAAAUGAGUUUGAUAGCUUUGAUGAGGGCUCUCUUUAUUACUUUCAGGGGGAAAGGCUACCAUAGUGAAUGCCAUGCCAUGCUGACAGUGCUUUGUCCACAUAGUCCACAUGGCUUAAGUUCAGUCACAAAGAUUAUUCCGUCUUCCCCAGUCUUGGAUUGUGAACUUGAUGGGGGCACUUGUGACUUCAUUAACAUUGCCACCCUGUGAUGUUAGUGGUUCAGAUAUUCCAGGGAGUAAAAAAGAUUUUCUGCCAGGGAAGAGAGCAUGGCUCUAAAUGUGUUCUUGAUGAAAAGAUGAGAUAGGACUUCAAGAUGGACCUCACUCAAUUGAUGGCAGCCAUUCAUUCAUGUGCCAGCUGCAUUCCUUUUCCUUGGUUUUGGAUAAGGGGAAACUGAAGAUGGAAGAACCUUAAUCAAAGGAAUGAGAAAAAUGGACUUAAACAUUACCAAUAGAAAACCCUUAAUUCUUUCAAGCCAGCACAGCAGAUAUUUGGGGAGCAGUUAUGACUGUUACAUAAAUAGGGAGAAAGCCAAAUUGUAAGACCUAUCCUGAUCCAAACAGGAAAAUGUCAGUUCAAGGCUCUGAGACUUUGGGAGCUAUUUCACCCCCUUCAUCUUCCACAUCGUCACUCAUGGUUUUGGUCAAGGGAUUUAAAUAGUUUUCCUCAAGUGAAUUAAUUGAAGGUUAGUUACAGUCGGGGCACCUAAUUCCACCCCUUCCACCCUGGAGAAACCUCUUGCCUCGGAUUCUAGCAAUUUGAUAUCAUGACAGUGGCAUUUUCCAUGACUCCUUCAUUGGUAUUAGUCCUAAACAAAGAGGAAAACAAAUCUGGGUUUGAAUCUGCACACUGUCCUUUUCUAUAUGACCUUGAGAGGUCAUUCAAGCUCUGGGCCUCAGUUUCCUUGUCUGCAAAAUGAAGGGGUUGGACUAGAUGACCUCCAAGAUUGCUAAAUCUCUGAUCUCAUAACUAAGUUGGUUAAGCCAAGUCUUCCGUGUCACUCCCAAACUUGCUGUCUCAGUGUCUUCCCUAGCAAAUGAUCACCUCUUCCCCAAAGACAAGAUAUUCCCACUUCAGUUUUCAUAAAAGCAUUUUUAAAAGCAUUCUGAUCUGUUGCACCUCUGUGACGAAUAAUGGUCUUCAGGAGCUCAGCCUUUAAGCAUGUGAAUGAAACCAGAGGGGUCCCCUGCAUGAACCCGGUGGCUUCCCACUCAAGGUGCUCUCUUGCUGCCACACUUAACAUUGAGCCCAUAUCUGAUGUGCAAAAGUGAUUUCAUCUGUAGUCGCAUUUGGCAGAUCUAGAAAUAGAUCUGGGAAAUGGGGUGGUUGAGCUGGUUGGCACGAAAUGCCUGAUUGUGUUAGCAACAUUCAAAACUGUCUGUUUUCCAUUUGUUGGGUCUAAUCAUAAAAUUGUCAAGUGACUUUGUGGUCAUACUUCAUUUUUCAAAGCCUUUUGAAGGGAUCUAAAACAAAAAUAUUUUGAUUCUUCCUCCUGUGCAGCCCACGAUUAGGCAGACACUGUUUCUGAUGCAGGGAAAAGAAUGAACUGAUUUAUGGGAGGGUGCAGUUCUGGUGACUGAUAACACAGCAGCCCUAGCUGAAGGGAAGGGAGGGAGGAGGCGCCCUACAGGUCUCCCAGGAUACCUCAACAGGGUAUUUGCUGUACUGAGUACAAUUCAAAGUACAGCUCCCGGGCUGUCAAUAGGCGUGGUGCAGCUGUCAACAAGACUUAAGGUGGUGUUAUACAUGCCUCAUGUGCUUGGAGUGGCGGUGUUAUAAAAGAUCAGGAGUAUAUAAAUGUAGCCUUCUUUUCAUUGGAAGGGAGUCAGGAUCACCCAGGACUGUCAUCAUAAUGGAGUACAUUUGUGCUCAUGACUGGCAGAGCCCUUUAAAGAAAAUGUGUGUCUGUGCUUUUUCUUAGACCCAGGCUUUGAACAAGAGUAGAUUGUUAGGGUCUGUUUGGGGAUACAUGAGGGCCUAAAGUCUAAGGCAAAGAAAUAAGGUCCCACAAAAACAGCAGCAGUCACCAACCAACCAACCUAUAAAAGAAAACAGUUCUCUUUCCACAGGCAGCAUAGCUAAAGACAGGAGACUGGGUUUGGAUCCUCUCAAUAACUAGUGACCUCACUCAGUUCAAUUCAGUAAGUACUUAUUAAGCACCUACAAUGUGUAAGGCAUUGUUCCAGGUGCUAGGGAUAAGACUACAGAAUGAAAAUUGAUCUAAAGAUCCCUACCUAGCUCAGUCAUUCUUUCCUCUCUGCCAGAAACCUAAAGCUUUAUUCAAAGGAGUAAAUUCAGUUUCAGGCUCCACUGGCAAAGUCAUGAAGAGAGAGAUCUCAGCCAUGUUGACAGGACAGGCAAAUGACCAUAUGAGAAAUGGCUCCCUGUAUGGCAAGGCAGCAGACAAUGGCAAGCACAGUCACUAAGGGGCCUACUUCAGGAAGGCCUUUUUGCUACCAUCCCAUUUCAGAGAUGAUCUAAUGUCCCCCCCUCUUCCUGAUUAAUCCAUGUCCCCCAAUGUCAGGCCUUGCAAAAACAUGAUGUCUAUAGGAAAGGAGUGUGAUUAUGCCAAUGACCUUACAUGAUUGUUAUUUGUUUCACAAAUAACAUGAGUUGUCAUAUUGAUUAGAAGGCCCAUGUUGAGAAGGACAGGAAGUGUGUUUAAAAGAUCGUUCAAAAAUUAAAUAAUAGGUAUUGUAUGUUGUGGUGGAAGGAACCCAGAAGGGGCAGCCAAGCAGACUUGGGAUAUCUGCCAUUUACUUACCUGGGUGAACUUGGACCAAUCACCUCUCUGGAUCCCAGUUUUCACCCCCAAUAUGAGGGGGAUUGGACUAGAUGACCUCUAAGGUCCCUUCCACUCAUUCUGUAACUAUAAAAAGACACCUACAAUGAACAUUUGUUGCUGAUUUAGAAAUGGUUGCGAGUUAGACUUCAAUCAUAUACCUCCUCUAUUCCACCGUUACAAAAAAAAAAAGGGCUUAAAUAUAAUUGCUUUGUAGGAAAAGAAAUGUCAAAGGAAAAACACUAACUCAUAAUAAUGCCUGUCUUUUGAUAUUUUUUUCCACAGAGGGAAAAUAAUUGGUAUCUGUACAAAAAAAAAUAAUUAGCCAACACUGUUAUUAGUUACUAGUUUACACAAUGUGCCAUCCAUAUUUUUGGAUUGAAAGACAUUUUCAGUUAUCUGUUUAUAUUCUCAGACAUCAGGCUUUUCUUUAAGCUGUCUAAAACCUCAAUAGAAAAAUGAGACCUGGUCUGGGAAGAGGUUCUGUAUGGUUAAGGGUUGGACUAAAGGGUAAUUUAACAUUGAAAAUUCUGGUUUCAUGAUGUCAUGUGAGUAGAUGACUGGACCCCAGUGCUACUGUGUUAAAACUUGUGUGAAACAGUUGGCUUUCACAUUGCAAGCGUCUCUGCAAUAAACCUUUUGGAAUUUCAUGAAUGAA